AGGAUCGAAGCAGCUCGAUGCCCAGAUGUGGUUGUGGCGCAAAUAGACCCCAAAAAAUUGAGAAAGAAGCAGACGGUAAACAUUUCGAUUUCUGGAUGUCAGCCUGCUCCUGAAGGAUACUCUCCAACGCUCAAGUGGCAGCAGCAACAAGUGGCCAAUUUUUCAGCCGUUCGUCAGAGCCUGAACAAGCACAGAAAUCACUGGCGGUCACAACAUUUGGACAGCAAUGUUACUAUGCCAAAAUCAGAGGAUGAAGAAGGCUGGAAGAAGUUCUGCCUGGGUGAAAGAUUAUACUCAGAAAUAGAUGCGCUAUCUGAUAAUGAGAAUCUAGGAAUUGAUUACAUAAAGGUGGGCUUUCCCCCUUUGCUAAGUAUUGUAAGCAGAAUGAAUCAGGCAACAGUAACCAGUGUGUUAGAAUACCUGAUAAGCUGGUUUGGAGAGAAAAAAUUUACUCCAGAACUGGGUAGAUGGCUUUACGCACUGCUGGCAUGCCUUGAAAAACCUUUGCUACCUGAAGCUCACUCCCUUAUUCGACAGCUGGCAAGACGAUGCUCAGAAGUCAGAGUACUAGAGGAGAACAAGAAUGAAGAACAGAUAUCAGCUCUGAACUUGAUAAUCUGCUUAGUUAGCAGGUACUUUGACCAACGUGACCUUGCUGAUGAGCCUUCCUAGACUGUUCUGAGAAUAUCAUGUAUUUUGCAUUGCCAUAGUACAAACAGCAUUAUCAGAGUUAAGAGCAAAGACCCUGCACCGUUCAGACCUGAAGUACUGUACAGCUGCUUCAGAACACCCUCAUGAUAAUGCAUUUGGGACAGCUACGAAUAACAAGCUGAGCUUUGGCAUAAGAUUGUCAAUGUCUCCAAUAACAUCAUCACCGUCAUAAAAUGGUCAGUGAAGUGUCUGGCAUCAUCUCUCAAGCUGCUGUCUCCGUAAACUACGUUUCUUGGUUAGAAAU
Egretta garzetta (little egret) is the source of this 955-nucleotide messenger RNA. It is a transcript of the gene GEMIN2, whose product is annotated as gem nuclear organelle associated protein 2. The record is from RefSeq and is a predicted model, not a curated record. Gene Ontology annotation, biological process: spliceosomal complex assembly; spliceosomal snRNP assembly. Lineage: Eukaryota; Metazoa; Chordata; Aves; Pelecaniformes; Ardeidae. The annotation marks the transcript as partial. The transcript has 9 exons. Gene Ontology annotation, cellular component: nucleus; SMN complex; spliceosomal complex.